GGCGGCGGCGGCGGCGGCGGUGGCAGCGACGACGACGACAAGAGGAACAGGGUCCGCGCGCGCAACCGCGAGGCCGCCCACAAGUGCCGGCAGAAGACACAGAAGGGCAUCAGCCAGCUUCAGACGCAGGAGGCCGUCAUGGGAGGCAUCAAUAGGAGCCUGAAGUCCGAGGCCGAGAUGCUGCGCGGGGAGAUCCUGCUGCUGAAGCACAUGGUCCUCCAGCACAGCGGGUGCGGGUGCUCCUUCAUCGAAGAGUACAUAGCCGGCGCGGCGCAGAACCUAGUGCAGUCCGGCGCCAGGAUAUCCGCCUCGCCUCGCGGCGGAAACGCAGAGACGGACGGCCAGCACUCCAUGGUCGGGGGCGACGAGUGUUACAUUGACCGGCGGGCGUACGACGCGCACAGCAAGGCGGAAAUGUAUCUGACUGGGUUCGAGAGUGGGUUCUUUGACUUCGAAUCUACUCCGUAUCACGCCACAGGGAUCCAGCUUUGAGGUGAUAAAACCGUCCGAGGCCGGAAGAAAAGGUGAGCAGGAAAAUCCGAUGG
Messenger RNA from Colletotrichum navitas, 545 nucleotides. RefSeq lists its product as uncharacterized. The transcript has a single exon. The record is from RefSeq and is a predicted model, not a curated record. Bases 139 to 492 code for a protein of 117 amino acids. Lineage: Eukaryota; Fungi; Ascomycota; Sordariomycetes; Glomerellales; Glomerellaceae.